Molecule: messenger RNA, 1875 nt
Organism: Aspergillus saccharolyticus JOP 1030-1
Lineage: Eukaryota; Fungi; Ascomycota; Eurotiomycetes; Eurotiales; Aspergillaceae
Product: cation diffusion facilitator family transporter
Exons: 4
Coding region: 78-1667 (529 amino acids)
Biological process (GO): monoatomic cation transport; transmembrane transport
Cellular component (GO): membrane
Molecular function (GO): monoatomic cation transmembrane transporter activity
Source: RefSeq, a predicted model, not a curated record
CGGGUACUUACCCGAAUUGCAAGAACCACUUGCUCCUCAAAGAUUGAAUACUGUCUGUACUGCUAUAAAAGCAGGAUAUGGCGUCUAUAAACCGAUCAAACACCGUCUCUAUACCGACGAAGUCAUCUCCGUCUCAUUCGGACUCUUUCAUACGACUCAGGCAGCCGAGCCUUGACCUGGAACGCGACAUUCUUUCUACACGUGGUCAGCGCCUAGCGGGCUUGAUACGGCGGCGCUCAUUGUCACUCUACGACUCGGAUGGCUUCGAAGAGAGUGACCUAUGGGAUGAAUCCAACACUCCGCGAGACCGUAUAGAUCGGCCUGCCUUUGAACGCGCAAAGCGGUUAAUCGGAGACAGAAGCCCACUUUAUCGUUGGCAAUCGUUCUACCGGCACCCAGCUACUUUGCAAGGCUUGCCGAAGCCGCUACGACAAUACUACGAACGCAACAAUGACCUCAUUUCACAAUAUGCUUACAUUGACCGACUGCUUGGCUCGUCCUUGCCUCAUCGCUUAAUCGUUGAUUAUCACAAACCGCGUGGCUUGCGGGAAGCAACAUCUGCAUAUCCAAAUAAUGGCGACACGCACGAGAUUGGAUCGUCUACUACGGCUGAUAAUGGCAUUGACUCUAGCAAUGAUACAGCCAAAGUCAAACGGACCCCACGCAAUCUCUACCGCAUUCCUGACGAAGGGACCCCUCUUCUGUCACCACCGUUGGAGGAAGAUGUGUCAUCACCGCCCAAUCUUACGCUCAAGCACGACGACUUUGUGGAAAGUGGGGACCGGAUAGUCAUCAUCGCCAUCUACGUCAACUUUAUCGCCAACAUGAUACUGCUGGCAGCUAAAAUUGUUGUCAUGUCAAUGACAAGCUCUCUCUCAGUGCUUGCCAGCUUGGUUGAUGCAGCGCUGGACUUCCUUAGUACUGCCAUUGUAUGGGUAACGACGACUUUGAUAAGCCGGCAGGACCGUUAUCGGUAUCCCAUCAGUCGACGACGGUUGGAGCCGCUGAGCGUUCUUGUCUUUGCAGUCGUGAUGGUGACAUCGUUCGUUCAGGUGGCGCUAACAUCUUUCAGCCGGUUGCUAUCGACGGACCACUCGGUAAUAGAGCUUACAGUGCCAUCGAUCGCAGUCAUGGCUAGUACUGUGGUUAUCAAGCUUAUCUGCUGGUUUUGGUGCAGGCUGAUCAAAAACUCCAGCGUUCAAGCCCUGGCGCAAGACGCUAUGACUGAUGUAGUAUUCAACCUAGCAAGUAUUCUAUUCCCUCUGAUUGGCUCAUUCACGAAUACCUGGUUCAUUGAUCCCCUCGGCGGUGUGCUUCUGUCUUUGUAUGUCAUUUGGAACUGGAGCGGAACAGCCAGUGAACAUAUUGGUCAUCUCACGGGGGCCGCUGCCUCCCCGAAGGAUCACAGCAUUCUUCUAUACAUGACCAUGCGCUUUUCCAAGGCCAUUCUGAAGAUUCAGGACUUGAAGGCGUACUACGCUGGUGACAAGCUUAACGUGGAGAUAGACAUCGUGCUCGAGCCGAAAACAAGGUUGCAAGAUAGCCACGACGUGGGAGAAAGCUUGCAGUAUAUGAUUGAAAGUGUGCCGACCGUGGAUCGAGCUUUCGUUCAUCUGGAUUAUGACCCAUGGAACAUCCCCAGCCAUAUGAACCAGCAGGAAGCAUAAAUACCUUUUUCGGGCAGCAUGUAAACAAUAGUUCUAUUCUCUUGAGAAAUAUGGGUCGGAGUGAGUGUAUGUAUGUGGUUAUGGGAGAUGCAAAGUGGGAUUGUGUAACAUGCUGUUUGCUGCAGAUGACAGGUCAGAUUCCGCCCAUCAGAUAAGGAUAUCUGGAGAGCUGGCGUCCGUGCACUACCCCAGCGAGUCAUCCAAAGAC